GUGUUUAAGGGGAGCAGCAGCAGGGUGUUUCUCUUUAAACUCUGCGGCAUCUGCCUCACUGUAUGCGGGCCUGCUGUGGUGGUGGAGGGCGGGCCGUGAACAGCUCGGACAGUAACACUGAUGCAGAUCUUCCUCUAACCAGGUUUGCAGUGAUUGAAUUUGGGAACGUCACGCAGCAGCAGCAGCAGCAGCAGAGCCUGCACAUGUCUGCUCAUGUGUGUGGAAACUGACCUCGGCUAAACUCCGCGCACUUUGGAAGCAUUCUGCAGAGGUAUUUUAUUUGCGCAGAACGGAAACUCUGGCGCAGCGCGGAUUUUUUUUUGUUUUUUGGGGGAAUGAUCAAGUGACAACGACAGCGAAGCCACAUCUGCUUAGAGGAGACGUUUACGACACGCGGCGCCACAAUGAUGUCGUUAAUAGACCUGGAUGAUGAUCAGCGGUGGGUGCCCACGCACGUAAAUGUCACCGUCCUCCGCGCCAGAGGACUGCGCACCAAGGGCAAACACGGCAGCCGCUACCUCUACACCAUCAUGCAGGUGGCGAAGGAGAAGUUCACCACCGGGCUCGUGGAGAAGGCGGCGGUGCCACAGUGGAACGAGGAGUGCUGCUUCGAGCUGCUGCCCGGGAUCCUGGAGGAGGGAGGCCGGGGCGACUACCCACCGGGGAGCGGGGACCUGGUCCUCACGGUCAUGCACCGGGUGCUGAUCGGACUGGACGUGUUUCUCGGUCAAACCAUCAUCCCACUCGAUAGGAUAUUCCAGGAGGGCGCGUGUCCAAGAGACGAAUGGUUCAAGCUCAACUCCAAGGCAGGACGGAAGGAGAAGGAGCGCGGUGAACUCCAGGUGACGGUCCAGUUCACUCGCAACAACAUGACGGCCAGCAUGUUCGACCUCACCAUGAAGGACAAGCCCCGCUCUGCUUUUGGGAAGCUCAAGGAUCGAGUCACGGGGAGGAAGAGGGGCGACGUGGAGUCCUCGUCGGCCAUCGUGCCGGGCCGAUACGCCGCCCUGUCAGGAUCCGUGGGGCAGCCGUUUGGAGACGAGGGCGGAGGAGCGACGGAGCCGCAAGACGUGGAGGUACCAGAGGAGAAGAGGAGCAAGGUGAAGGAUUUCUUCAAGGGGAAGCUGCGCAAGUCGUCCGACACCAGGUCAUGCUCGUCACUUGCUUCAGAUAGUAGUAUGUCUUCCGUGGCCAGUGAUAACCCCGGCCCUCCGCCCAGUCUGGAUCUGCUCUCUGACCCUCCCAGCUCCCCCAUCUACACUAGCAAAGUGAGAGUGGACACCCACUAUGGAGAGGCAGACCUCGCUAAAAAAGUGCUCACCAGCCAGCACACCACAAAGGUUCUCACCCACAAGCGAGCCUUGAGCGAUGAAGCCAGCAAGAUCACGACAGCGCUCCCUCGGACAAAUCCAGCAGUGGAGUCCCUCAAGGGUCAGACCAUGACUCAGUCCAAGUCGUCCUUGUGUAUCAACGGAAGCCACGUCUACGACUCUGAGCUGUCGACUCCAAAGAGCUCGGGUACUCUCCCGUCCAAGCUGGUCCUGCUGGAGAAGUGCUCGCCGCUCUCGCGUUCCCUGCAGAACCUCACCAAGAGAAGUGAGGACAAAGGUUCCUUCUCCGAGGGCCGCCGCUGGUCCUUUGAUAAGACAAGGAAAGAGGAGAAGGAGGAAGAAAAGGCAGCCGCGGCGUCGUUUCCUCAGCAAUCUCAAACAGAGGGUUGCCCCAUGCAGACCACAAUGCCGAUCGUCUCCUCUGCCAUUGGUUCACCUGAAAAGGGGAGAAAGCUAAGAAAGACUUUAUUCUCUGGAGGGAGGAGUGAGUCGCUACCUGCAAAGUCAGACCUGAACCAGGCUGCCUACACAUCUGAGGGGAGGCUCAGAGGGUGGUUUGGCUCCAGUGACUCCCAGAACAAGCCAAGGCUGGAAGUAGAAAGCAGCUCAGAUGUACCCCCUCACUCCCUUAUUCUCCCCCCUCAGUGCUCCUCUCCCUCUGGUCAUGUCUCACCUGAUGACUGCAGUCAGUCUCAUCCCUUCACUCCCUCCAACUCUCCUUCCUCAAAUCCCAUCUCCCCCUCCAAUCCUUUCCUCCCACACAUACAGCGCAACCCCUUCUUUGAGGAGCUCAUAGCGGAAGAGUCACAGAGGUCCCCUACCUUUGCCCCCUGCUCCUCUUCUGGCUCAUCCCCCUUCCAUUACACCACCCUGCCCUCUGAGCCUCACACGCCCAGCCUUUCUCUAGCUAAGAAUGCUACAAAUAUUGCUUCUAUCAAGCGGGAGCGCCCCAGGCCAGUAGCCAGACAGAUAUCUCUCCCUGCGUUAUUACCUAAAGUACCUGCAUCCAACUCCCCGAACCACACAGCCCAUCGAUCCAUGUCAGAAAGUGCAAGAGAGUGGGACGACUUUUUUGACGCUUUUGCCUCAAGCAGACUCAAUACACCGAAAGGGAAUCUUCCUCAAAAAAGACUGAGAACUAGUCCAACAUCAUCUCAUGGAUGUAGUUAUCCACUUAAUACAGUAAAUCACACGCAAAAGCUUCAAACACAUGAAGGGCAGCCUCCCCCUUUACCUCCAAGGAGGUUGUUAAGAACUUCGGUGAAUGAGAUUUACUCCGACGGGUGGCUGCACAGAGGUCAGGAGCUGGCCGUCCAUAAAGAAGCCUACCUCCUCUCACAGACCGGCGUGGCCUCACUACAACACGGAAGAAACAGUGUCUCUCCAGACCUUCAAGCGCACAGUGAGACCUCGGACUCCCUCAGUCUUCCCCCCGAACAGCAAACAAACGUCACAACACCAGGAUUCACCUCUGAAGAAAAGCUCAAAAAGUUCAAAUAUGAACCUUUAGAAGAUGAAGCUGACCGCUGGGGAGGGAUGCUGUUUGAGCAGGAUUUGUAUGGACGCUUGUGCAGAGUAAACUAUGGAAAACCUGUAGAAAACAAUCAUCUUUUGUCAUUAAACACAAAGGAAAUUCCCGGAAAUAACAUUGCAUUAAAGAACUCCACAAACAAAUUGCUACUUGAUAGUGAGAACUCUGUUCAAGACAUUUUGAACAUGUCUACUACUACUUCCACUUCCCCUAACCCAGAGAUAAAGGCACUAGAUGGUACUUCUGGUCCAGUAGAAGUGGCAGUUGAGUCUAAUCCAAAUGAAACCACAUGUAUCAACAAUAACGUGUCUUUCUCAUUAGCGUUAGGAGACCUGAACAUGAAUGUGAAUAACUUGGACUUUGGAUUUAUUGAUUCGGACGGCUCCUCUCAGUCCGAGGUACAGGAUACUCUGAGAAGCAUUGUCAGUUUGGAUGGGAAUUCCUCACAACCAACAGACGACUCACUGACAGCUGUUCGCCACAAGGAGACCACACCUGAGGACAUGUUCACGUUAAAGGACACCUACAUACCAGAGAUGAACUCCUCUUUUGAAAUAACCGCUGCUACGCGGAAACUGUGCAGAGUGUCUCCGGUUUGCCAAGGCAAUUGCCAAGAAUGUCAACACGAGCUUACUACGUUUGCACCACGGGGUCACUCCAGGGUAAACGGCAGUGAGAUUGCUGAAUCAUCAUCUCUAAAUCAAAUGUCUAACUCAUCGAGCUUUAAAACAGAACCUAGUGAAGAUACAAUGGCGGGCAACGAUGGUUUUAACAAGACACAAAGAGACACUGAUGAUAACGGCAACCCACAAGCUAAGCGAGCCACAGAGUCAUUUUCCGGGGUGGUGAGCGCACGUUUUAGACCUAAAGGCCUGUCCAGACAGAACAGCGGCGGCAGCCCAAGCAGCCAGAGCAAAAGUGGAGACAAAGAGUUUGAGCAGCUUUUGUCCCUCAUUCAAAACUUCUCAGAAGUCUGCGAGGGGCCGAUGUCAUAUCAGCCCACCAAAUCGUCCGUGCUGCCGCUAGAUAAACACACAGAUGUGCACGUCGUCAUAGACAGAACCAAAACAACGUCUUUAAAAGAUGACAUGUCUCGCCUCACAAAGUUCUGUUUAACGGGAAAACCCUCUGCGAUCAGCUUUCAAGACCUCCAUGACAAAGUAGCGCCAGACUCAAGAAGCCCUUCUAAGUCAAAGAUUGGACAAUCUUUGCAAGCGCCUGAGUCCUGCUCUCCCUCCAUCCCCUCCACACUCUCCCUGACCACUGAUGCUCAGGCUAAACUCCACCCUCCCCCUGUCUGUUGCCCCUCCAUUAAUCUCUCAAACACGACGCCCCAUGUUGGAGCCAGCACUACACUGGUUGUGGCCCCCUACACCUCCUGCACCUCCUUCUCCACCACCUCCACCACUGACCAGCCCCUGGUCGAUGCAAGGCACUCACUUUUGCCUGAGGAGACACAACCAGCUAACAACCUGCCCCAUCAGGAGAGCAGAACUCAUCCUGUGAAGCCACUGACCUCCAGCCAAUCGGAGAAGAAGGAGGGCCGCUCGGUUCUGGAGAAGCUCAAGUCCACGAUCCACCCGGGACGUGCCGCUGCACACCAGGCCGUAGCUGAAGCUGAGAAGAGUCAGGAGGCGACUGUGGACAACUCUGCUCAGUACCAGCACCUGACCAACAUGGAGCUGAUCUCCCUGCUGCUGCAGCAGGAGAUGGACAUGCAGAAGCAGCAAGCGGCCUCCCACCAGCAGGGGGCGAAGCUGGAAAAAUGUGAGAGCGAGCUGAAAAAGGUCAAGGCACAGGUCCGAGACCUGGAGGACUACAUCGAUAACCUUUUACUGCGCAUCAUGGAGCAGACGCCGACGUUGCUUCAAGUGCGAACCAGACACAAGUGACGGCAGACGUGUGAGGUUUACUGCACAUGAUGUGUGAUUGAAGACUGUUUCCUCUCUGUGGGGCAUCAAAACACACAGGGUUAUUAGUGAAGACUGAUAAACACUGUUACAGUCAAACAAAUGCUCCACAAGUCAUCCAGGUCUUCUUCUCACUGCUAAUACUGCCCUGUUGAUGUAGACAAUAUUACCCAACAUGCAUGGACUUUCUAUUUGGCACGUACAAACACACACACACACACACAAGAGCUUCAAUUAAAGUGAUUGAACAUAAUUCUUUUACCGACGCUUACUAAUAUGAUUUCAGGUAAUCGGCUUUUUCAGUUUAAACUCACUGCUUCAACACACCAGAGGAAACUGUUGUUUUUGGAAGUGCAUCAGAUGAUGCUCUUCAGGGAUUCAAAUACGUCUGCUGGCAAGAAUACGAUGUUAGUUCAAGUUAAAAAUAAAAGCAGAGAAGCAAGAUUUUCAACUCAAAUAGUGCACAAAGGUUAACUUGACCUCAUUACAUAUUCAGUAUAUUUAGGAAAAUGCUUAAAUAAUGUGAAUACUAUAAAGAGAGAUGUUUCUGCAUUAACAUCGCUGUAUGAUAAGCAAAAAAAAGAGGAUGGAGAGUUGGUUUUUUUCAUUAUUAUCAUUAUUUUCUCAGCUCCUUAACUUCCUGAUUGUUGUAACAUUAAAACCCGAGAGAAUGUUUUUAAUAUAUAUUUUCGUUCCAUCCCGUGUUUCUGUUCUACGCAGCAUUUUACUGUAGAAACAAUCCGUGCCGUAAAAUAAGAAUAUAACUUAUUUCUAUCAAAAAUACUUUUGUCAUGAUAAUAUAUUCUCUUCUAAUACCACUCCAGUACCACUGUAGCUACCCGCAAUGCUUUAGAUGACCGCAGUACUGUACUGUUAUAAAAAAAUAAAAAAUAAAGUACACAUGGUUCAAUGCA
Messenger RNA from Solea senegalensis (Senegalese sole), 5686 nucleotides. RefSeq lists its product as uncharacterized. Gene Ontology annotation, molecular function: small GTPase binding. The coding region runs from base 405 to 4754 and encodes 1449 amino acids. Gene Ontology annotation, cellular component: mitochondrion; secretory granule; recycling endosome. The transcript is spliced from 6 exons. The record is from RefSeq and is a predicted model, not a curated record. NCBI's taxonomy places the organism in Eukaryota, Metazoa, Chordata, Actinopteri, Pleuronectiformes, Soleidae. Gene Ontology annotation, biological process: regulated exocytosis.